Messenger RNA from Achroia grisella, 1084 nucleotides. RefSeq names its product acyl-CoA Delta(11) desaturase-like. NCBI's taxonomy places the organism in Eukaryota, Metazoa, Arthropoda, Insecta, Lepidoptera, Pyralidae. Bases 23 to 985 code for a protein of 320 amino acids. Gene Ontology annotation, biological process: unsaturated fatty acid biosynthetic process. The transcript has a single exon. Gene Ontology annotation, molecular function: stearoyl-CoA 9-desaturase activity; iron ion binding. The record is from RefSeq and is a predicted model, not a curated record. Gene Ontology annotation, cellular component: endoplasmic reticulum membrane.
CGGUCGAUUCAACACAACAAUAAUGGAAACCAAUCCGUUGGUGAAACACAAUGUAAUUAAAUUUGCAUAUAUGCACUUGGCUGCUCUGUACGGGAUCUAUUUGUGUUUCACCAGCGCGAAAUGGGCGACGAUAAUAUGGUCGCUGCUGUUGCUGGAAGCCGCGAAGAUCGGGAUCACCGCCGGAGCUCACCGGCUCUGGUGUCAUCGGGCCUACAAAGCCAAGAUGCCGUUGCAGAUUAUACUGCUCAUCUUCAACAGUCUCGCGUUCAUGAACACAGCGACGUACUGGGUGAGAGAUCAUCGCCUCCACCAUAAAUAUAUGGACACCGACGCGGAUCCGCACAAUUCGAACCGUGGUUUUUUCUUUUCGCAAAUCGGAUGGCUGUUCGUGAAGAAACACCCUGAAGUCUUGGAAAAAGGGAAGACUAUUUACAUGGAUGACAUCUACAACGAUCCGUUAUUGAGAUUCCAAAGGAAACACGCGAUUUUGGUCAUCGGUACCUGUGCGUAUCUUGUUCCUACCAUUGUCCCUAUGUACUUUUGGAAUGAGAGCUUCAGCAACUCCUGGCAUAUCGCCACAAUGCUCCGUCACGUGCUGACAAUCAACUUGAUCUUCCUGGUGAACAGUAUUGGACAUCGAUGGGGAAGCCGUCCAUUCGACAAGAGCAUCAAACCCGUUGAGAACCUAUCGAUCUCCCUACUCACAACUGGCGAAUGCUUCCAUAACUACCAUCAUGUGUUCCCAUAUGACUACAAAGCAUCAGAAUUGGGCGAUACUAAAUUCAAUGCAGCAACGCUCUUUAUAAAUUUCUUUGCAAAGAUCGGAUGGGCGUAUGACUUAAAAAUAAUACCUGACAAAACAAUAUUGGCCAGGAUCCAGAGGACUGGAGUUGACAAAACGUUAUGGGGAUGGGGCGACAAGGAUCAAACACAAGACGAAAUCAAUGGCGUCGAAUAUCUUUACACUAACAGGAAAGCAGCAUAAGUUUAGUUUGUUUUUUAACUAAUGCAUUUAACAAAUAAAUAGUUUAUCAAUUAACAAUUGAAUAAGAUUUUUUUUUAUAUAAAAUAGUGAAGAGAUACA